Molecule: messenger RNA, 4171 nt
Organism: Microcebus murinus (gray mouse lemur)
Lineage: Eukaryota; Metazoa; Chordata; Mammalia; Primates; Cheirogaleidae
Source: RefSeq, a predicted model, not a curated record
UUCCCUCGGAGCAGCGACAGAGUGAUCCCCGACCCCUAGGGUGCUGCCCCGCGGUCUUGGACGAAGGGGUGGGUCCGUGAUGAGGGAGGUGCCCGCCGGCUGAGAUGCGCAUAUUGGCUGGGGAGGGCGCGUCAGCGAUGAGCUGAGCAGGGACCCUGUCCUUGCCUGGGUCAGCUGUUACCUGGGUAACCCCUCCUAACCCACCUACCCUGGGCGCAGGGGUCAGUACCAACUUCUUUUGGAAAACAGAGGAGACCCACAAGCACUGCCUGCUUCCCCAAGAGGGCUGGUGAGAUGCUCAGUCCCUCCUUUCCACAGCCUGGCAAGGGGCAGUCCCUGGGCCUUUUCCAAAGGGACCCCUGAGAGAGGGAAGCCCAGUCAUCAUCCUGCCCCGUGGUAUGGGAUCCCCUGUGGGAUCAGUUAUAUCCCUCUGCCUCUGGGACAGGAACCAUGGGGAAGCUCCCUCCUGCUGCCUCUACUCCCUUCCCCUCCCCCAAACCAGGUGCUCUGCAGUGCGUGGGGGUAGGGAGGCCCAUCACUUCCACCUGCCUGUAGCAAAAAGAGUAACCCCAGUCUCCCCCCUCAGGUAGGAAGUUUUGAUGCUUGGCUGUGAGGAUGCCAGCUCUUCUGCCAUUGUUGUCAGAGCCUGCCACAAACACAGUGUGUGGGUGUCAGGACCUCCAGGCCACACACCAUCCUCUCCUCUCAGUCUGGAAGCCUCACAGCCUUUGCCCUCUGCAUGGGGAGGCACAGGCUGUUUACAGCAGGAGGCGAUCCGUGACCAGCCUGUGGGGCAGGAUGUUGGCUGUGGGCAGCCUCCAGAAGGGAACUCCCUGGGCCCCGUGGAAUCAGAAGCUUUCAGGUCUGGAAAAGCCAACCUUUCGGGCUCUUGUCUCUCAAGCUGUGUCCAGGCGGAGGCCCAAGUCUUGGCCAGGAAGUCCGGGUGACCCUGUGACUUUCCCCAAAGGGGGGUUCUUGGGAGAGGCCAAGUGGUGCCUGUCCUUUUCCCUGCCCCCUUCCUUCUCCCCACAUGGGGGAUGGAGAGACUGAUUGUUCUAGGGAUGGAAGCUUGGGGAAGCUCUGAUUGUCCCCAGUGCCAAGUCCAGCAGGGGCCAGAGGGGCUUUUUCUGCCACACACUCAGUUCAGUUCAGCUGAGGUCUUGGUGCUUUCAGCUUAGCUGAGGCCACCCUGUUCUUCUCUAAUAAAAGACACCCCACCACCACCAAGGGCCCCUGCCCUCAAGCCAGCCAAGUCCUUAGGCUGACUGGUUCAUGUCAGGCCAGACUUCUCUGUGCAGGUCUCCUUGUCAAAGGAUGUCAGUGUCCCAGCUGCUUUGGGAAGCAGUGGGGAGGCUUCCCCAAUGCAGGAGCCCCUGGGAGUUAAAUUUGCAUGUGAAAAGAAUGACAGGCCAACACUAAUGACCAUCCUAUGACUUGCCUUUUCUCCUCAGGUUCAAAGCAGCUUAAGGUAUCUGACAUUGGGGAGUGCUUUCUCUCCCUGGCCUCCCUGGGAAGCAAGGAAGGGCCAUUCACAAUUGGCACUAAGGCCCUGAAAUUAGACACUACCCAGACUCACAAAGGUGUUUCUGGCCCAAUCAGAAACAUUGGCCUCUGACUCCUAGUCAAGUGCUCCAUCUGAGCACUCCCAGCCAGGCCCCUUAAUUUGUUUCCCACCUAAAUGAAGCUUCUGGGAUGCCAGCCUUCCAUUGGCUUGAACCCAUCGCCCUCAGACACCAAGUGUUAGCAGCUCCUCCUUGACUCUAUGGAAGCCAUGGGGUGACAGAAUUGAUACAGGUCCCCCUGAGCAGAGGUCAGGUAUCCUAGGGUAGGAGGAGGCCCUGGAGCAAAGCCCCCUGGUUGGCCGGGUUCCCUGCAGGGAAAUCUAGGAGCAGAUUUCUGAAGACCUAUGGGCUUCCUGCUGGGAGAAGACAAAGGGACACUGGGGAAGAAAGGUGGGACCAUUCCCAUGAGAACCUGUACCCAGAGGAUUAUAGGACAUCUCAUCCUACUUCAUUCAGCACUGCUUAAAGUUAAGGUGAAAGAGAGAGAUUGGGGGAUUGGAAUCCUUUGGGAAUGGGUCUCCUGGGUGGCUGCCCCCAUGUACUGAUGGGCCAGGUCACCUUCAGAACAGCUGAUAGUCCUCAAGCAGGCCACAGUGUCCUUGGGGGUUAACAGAAGAGGUCAAGUGGAUCGAGAACCUGUGCUGCAGACAGACGUGGGAAGUUGGUGCUGUGCCCACCAGGGUAGGCUGCAGGCGUAAUGGGACAGCCAAUCAGAGAAGGAGGGGGCUGCAGAGGAACCAGAGUGAUCCUGCUGCAGCUGAGCUGUCCUUGGAGGGUGGGAGCCAAGGGAUGGGGAGGAGGAGGGGUGGGGAAGGACAUUCCACAGGCUUUUUUGGCCCCUGCCAGAGACAGAGGGGGGUCAAAUAGAAAAGGAAAGGAACAAGCCAGGAAGCCUGAUAGACUACAGGAGCAUCGGGACAAGGCUGUUUCUGUGUGUGAGGAACUUUGCCUGGAAGAUAAAAUUAGACCUAGAGCUUGCCGACAGGGAGUCUGAAGUGUGGGGCAUGGACCGUUCACUGGAAUGGCAAGAGAAUUCUGUGCCUGAGGACAGGGCUGAAGCUGGGAUCAAGCAUUUCCUGGAGGACACCACGGAUGAUGGAGAACUGAGCAAGUUCGUGAAGGAUUUCCCAGGAAGCGAGAGCUGCCACACACGGGAGGCUAAGCCCUGGGUGUCCAAGCCCCAAAUCCCGGCGCCAAGGCCCCAGACCCCGGACCUCUGUGAUGAUGAACUGGAGUUCAGACCCCCCUCGUGGCCCCCGUCCUCUGACAGCCAGCAGUACUUCUGUGCCCCAGCCCCUCUCAGCCCCUCGGCUCGGCCCCGCAGCCCAUGGGGCAAGCUCGAUCCCUAUGAUUCCUCUGAGGAUGACAAGGAGUAUGUGGGCUUUGCGACCCUACCCAACCAAGUCCACCGAAAGUCGGUGAAGAAAGGCUUUGACUUUACCCUCAUGGUGGCAGGAGAGUCUGGCCUGGGCAAAUCCACUCUUGUCAAUAGCCUCUUCCUCACCGACCUGUACCGGGACCGGAAACUCCUGAGUGCUGAAGAGCGGAUCAUGCAGACCGUGGAGAUCACUAAGCAUGCAGUGGACAUAGAAGAGAAGGGUGUGAGGCUGCGGCUCACCAUUGUGGAUACACCAGGUUUUGGGGAUGCAGUCAACAACACAGACUGCUGGAAGCCUGUGGCAGAAUACAUUGACCAGCAGUUUGAGCAGUAUUUCCGAGAUGAGAGUGGCCUGAACCGAAAGAACAUCCAAGACAACAGAGUGCACUGCUGCCUGUACUUCAUCUCACCCUUCGGCCACGGGCUCCGGCCAUUGGAUGUUGAAUUCAUGAAGGCCCUGCAUCAGCGGGUCAACAUCGUGCCUAUCCUGGCUAAGGCGGACACACUAACACCUCUUGAAGUGGACCACAAGAAACGCAAAAUCCGGGAAGAGAUUGAGCACUUUGGAAUCAAGAUCUAUCAGUUCCCAGACUGUGACUCUGAUGAGGAUGAGGACUUCAAAUUACAGGACCAAGCCCUAAAGGAAAGCAUUCCAUUUGCGGUAAUUGGCAGCAACACUGUUGUAGAAGCCAGAGGGCGGCGAGUUCGGGGUCGACUCUACCCCUGGGGCAUUGUGGAAGUGGAAAACCCCGGGCACUGCGACUUUGUGAAGCUGAGGACAAUGCUGGUGCGUACCCACAUGCAGGACCUGAAGGAUGUGACACGGGAGACACAUUAUGAGAACUACCGGGCACAGUGCAUCCAGAGCAUGACUCGCCUGGUGGUGAAGGAAAGGAAUCGCAACAAACUGACUCGAGAGAGUGGUACCGAUUUCCCAAUCCCUGCUGCCCCACCAGGGACAGAUCCAGAAACUGAGAAGCUUAUCCGAGAGAAAGAUGAAGAGCUGCGGCGGAUGCAGGAGAUGCUACACAAAAUCCAAAGACAGAUGAAGGAGACCCAUUAACUGGCUUUUAGCAUUGGAUAUUUAAAUCUCCUCCUCUUCCUGUCCAUGCCAGCCCCUCCCAGCACCAGCUCUGCUCAGGCCCCUGCAGCUACUGCCACUUCGCCUUACAUCCUUGCUGACUCCCCAGAGACUCAGAGGAAAUAAAGUUUAAUAAAUCUAUAGGUGGCU